UGGACUCGCUGCUCCCGGCGGGCCCGGCCCGGGCUGGCGGGGGGGGACGCGGCGCUGGCGGGGCCCGACCCGCACCCGGUCCCCGAGCCCGAGCCCGGACCCGGCGGGCCGGGCAGGGGACGGGACGGGACGGGCCGGGCCGGGUCGGGUCGGGGACCGGCCGGCAGACAGGCAGCGGGGGCCCGGGCCUCAGCUCCCGGACGGCGGAGCCGGGCAGCGCCUCAGGUGGAAGAUGGGACCGUUUCCCUUGUGGUUUAGGUGACUCUGACACCUGGUUACCAUGAAGUCCCGAGGGAGAUAGAGGGACAGUAGUGGGAAUUUCUUCCCGCUCCUCCAAAAAAAUCCAACAAUUGCCUAAUGGGACUGCCUCUUACGCUGACGUCAUGGGGAGCUGCUGCAGUUGUCUGUGCAGAGACAGCAUCCCAGACAACCAUCCCACCAAAUUUAAGGUAACGAACGUGGAUGAUGAAGGUAACGAGCUGGGAUCUGGGAUUAUGGAGCUGACACAGACGGAGCUCAUCUUGCACACUCACAAGCGAGAUGCUGUCAGGUGGCCCUACCUCUGCUUGCGCCGCUAUGGCUAUGACUCCAACCUCUUCUCCUUCGAGAGCGGUCGUCGCUGCCAGACAGGGCAGGGGAUUUUUGCCUUCAAGUGUUCCAGAGCAGAGGAGAUCUUUAAUCUGCUUCAGGACCUGAUGCAGUGUAACAGUAUCAAUGUAGUGGAAGAGCCUGUUGUCAUCACCAGGAACAGUCACCCCACAGAGCGGGAGCUCUCCCGGACCCCCCAGGCACCCAACAGUCUGGGGUACACUGUCCCAGGAUUUCCCAAUGGAUUUCACAGCUUCCCUGGAGAAACCCUAUCAUACUCCGCAGUCCGCCACCCCUCUGUGAGCAGCCUGAGGCAUUCCUCUGUGGGUGAAGACUCUACUCAUGCCCUUAUUGGGCCUGAUGAUCAGUCCCACACCUACGUCAACACGGCCAAUGGUGAUCAGGAGCUGAGGGGCCGACAUUGUAUGCACUCCUUGCCUGAAGUCCACCCUCCUUUCCCCCAUAGGAACCGCAGCUGCUCCCUCGAAGACCGCAAUCCCCAGGUCUUUCUGCAGCCGGGGGAGGUUAAGUUCGUGUUAGGUCCCACGUCCAACUACAGACGCAUCUGUCGGCACCGCCGGGAGUGCAGGACGCACUUCUGCCCCCCCCACAACAACAACAACGAGUGUGAGGAGGAGUGCCCUUCACCCCAGUGCGUCUACGAGAAUGUCAACGGCUUGCUGCCCCCCAGCACCACCUCCUCUCUCUGCCGAGGCGGGCGCUUGAAACUCACCCGGGAGGACACGGGCUUACCCGGCUGCUCCCAUCGCAGAACGGCGUUGCUGCACUAUGAGAACUUGCCGUCGCUGCCCCCGGUGUGGGAGUGCCAGCCGCUCCAGCGGGGCGAGGAGGAUGUGGGUGCCGGGGACGUGCUGACGCCUUCCCCCAGUGGCUACUCUGAGGCUGGUGAAGAAGAUCCCCUGCAGAACUACAUGAACUCGGAGAACACCGCACUGCAUGGGGACAGUGGCCAACGGCGCAGCGGCUUCCUGCCAAAGCCUCGUCGCGGCUGCGUGCCCAGCGUCUUCAGCUUCGACUUCCCCCGGCCCUGUCCAGAGCAGCCGCGGCAACUCAACUACAUCCAGGUGGAGCUGGAGGCUGAGCCACGCAAGGGACAUCAGAACCCACCGGUCCCCCGUGUCCCACCUCCUGCCACCCACGAAGCCCGCCGGACGGACUCCUACGCGGUCAUUGACCUAAAAAAGACAGCGGCCAUGUCCAGUUUGCAAAGGGCCCUGCCGAGAGAUGAUGGGACUUCGCGGAAAACUCGACAUAACAGCACUGACCUGCCUCUAAUCAAACUGAAGAAAGCCAAGUCUAUACGGGAGAAAAUGAAGGAGGCUGGAGUGCUGGAGGACUUCCUGAAGAAAAUUAAAUAUGAUCCAGCUAAGAAAUACCACUUCAGUGAUGACUAUGUUGUGUACGAGCCGAUGACCAGCCACCUGGAUUCCUCCUACUUCGGGGAGAUCAGCAUGGGGACCCCCCCGCAAAGCUUCUUGGUGCUUUUCGACACCGGCUCCUCCAACCUGUGGGUGCCCUCCAUCUACUGCCAGACGCCGGCGUGCUCCAAUCAUGCAAAGUUCAAUCCCAGUGAGUCCUCCACCUUCAUCUCCAACGGCCAGUCCUACACCCUCUCCUACGGCAGCGGCUCGCUCACGGUGGUGCUGGGCUACGACACGCUGACGCUCCAGAGCAUCGUGGUCACAAACCAGGAGUUUGGGCUCAGCGAGAACGAGCCAUCCGAGCCUUUCUACUAUGCUGAUUUUGAUGGGAUCAUGGGAAUGGGCUACCCCUCACUGGCAGUGGGAGGGACACCCACCGUGCUGCAGGGCAUGCUGCAGCAGAACCAGCUCACCCAGCCCAUCUUCAGCUUCUACUUCUCUCGCCAACCCACCUACGACUACGGAGGAGAGCUCAUUCUCGGAGGAAUUGACACUCAGUUCUUCUCUGGGGACAUUAUGUGGGCACCGGUGACCCAGGAGUUUUACUGGCAGGUGGCGAUUGAUGAGUUUGCUAUCGGGCCGUCAGCGACCGGCUGGUGCAGCCAGGGCUGCCAGGCUGUCGUGGACACGGGGACGUUCCUGCUGACGGUGCCCCAGCAGUACAUAGGCAGCUUUGCUCAGGCUCUUGGUGCCCAGCCGACCGACUAUGGUUACGCAGUUGACUGCAAUGGGACCCAGAGCAUGCCCACCAUCACCUUCGUCAUCAACGGAGCUCAGCUCCCACUCAGCCCCUCCGCCUACGUCUCGAACAACAACGGCUACUGCACUCUUGCGAUUGAGGAGACCUACGUGCCUUCCCAGAAUGGGCAGCCGCUCUGGAUCUUGGGUGAUAUCUUCCUGAAGGAGUAUUACACCGUCUUUGACAUAGCUAACAACCGCAUCGGCUUCGCCUCGUCGGUGUAGAGGAGCAGAGCAGCAAAAUCCAGCCCUUCUCCUGGCCAAACACACCUUAGCCAGCAGUGCUGGAGCACUACGGGGUUCCUCUGGACCUCUAUGUUCCUUUACGUGUCUGCAUGGUUCCCCAUCCCUCCAGGAUUUCUGUGUGUGUUCUCAC
Harpia harpyja (harpy eagle) is the source of this 3144-nucleotide messenger RNA. Its product is annotated as pepsin B-like. The coding region runs from base 384 to 2993 and encodes 869 amino acids. Lineage: Eukaryota; Metazoa; Chordata; Aves; Accipitriformes; Accipitridae. The record is from RefSeq and is a predicted model, not a curated record. Gene Ontology annotation, molecular function: aspartic-type endopeptidase activity. Gene Ontology annotation, biological process: proteolysis. The transcript has 15 exons.